This is a messenger RNA of Penicillium taxi, 813 nucleotides long. RefSeq names its product DnaJ domain protein. Lineage: Eukaryota; Fungi; Ascomycota; Eurotiomycetes; Eurotiales; Aspergillaceae. Gene Ontology annotation, cellular component: cytoplasm; nucleus. Gene Ontology annotation, molecular function: heat shock protein binding. The transcript is spliced from 2 exons. The record is from RefSeq and is a predicted model, not a curated record. Bases 1 to 813 code for a protein of 270 amino acids.
AUGGAUUUUCUCGAUGACCCGCCCAAUGUGGACCAGGAUCUAUACCUGCUUCUCGGUGUUACUGCCAAUGCCACCACGGCGGAGAUCAAGACUGCAUACAAGCGAAUGGCUCUCAAGCACCACCCUGAUAAGGUCCACGAAGCUUUGCGCGAUGAAGCGAACUCCCAAUUCCAAAAAAUCGCCUUCGCAUAUGGAAUCCUUUCUGAUGACGCUCGUCGUAGGGCAUACGACGACACUGGCCGUACCACUGACGCUGAAUUUGAGUGGGCCGAUUUUGUGCGCGAGCAGUUCAAGGCUGUCAUUUCCGACGAUAUGAUCAUCGACUUUAAAAACAAAUAUCAGGGCUCCGACGAGGAGAAGAAUGACUUGUUGGACGCGUAUGUGAAGAGUAAAGGUAAUAUGGGCAAAAUUUACCAAUCUAUCAUGUUGUCAAACCCCCUCGAUGACGAACACCGCUUCCGUGAGAUUAUCGACAAAGCUAUUGCCGACGGCGAAGUCGAUAGUUUCAAAGCUUACGUCAAGGAGUCUGCCAAAUCCCGAGCGGGACGGUUGAAGACUGCUCGCACCAACGCCAAGGAGGCUGAACAGAGCAAGAAAGAAUUCGCCGCUAAGAAGAAAGCUGCUUCAAAGCCUGCGUCUGACAGUUUGGCCGCCUUGAUCGCUAAUCGACACGCUACACGCGAAAGUGAUAACUUCAUUUCACGAAUCGAGCAGAAGUAUGGUGGUGGGAAAAAACGGAAAUGUAAGGAGCCGUUGGAGCCGUCUGAGGAGGCUUUUGCUGCUGUUGCUGCGCGUAAACGAUCCAAGCCAUGA